AUGUCGGAUGACAAUUGCUGCAUCAAGUUCUGUUUGCAUGGCGCACCCCUUGACCUCGAUCUCUGCUGCAGCCCACAAGAGGACUGCAAGACGCAGCUGUGCUCCAUGGCCAAGACUGGAACCUGGCAGUCGAUGUUCAGCAAGAAGGCCAUUGACAAGCCUUGGCCAAGGUAUGUCGCUUCACCUGGGACCUGGGGAUGGGAGCGUGCAGCAGAGGAGAAGUGCACCCUGCAUCACGCCGGGUAUCGCUUCAUCGAUCCCAAGAAGCUCUUCGACGACCUUGUUGAGGGCGAGCACUUCAACAAAAAGGUCUGCGGCUGCAAGACGAAAGACGAGUGCUCCUGA
Molecule: messenger RNA, 345 nt
Organism: Symbiodinium pilosum
Lineage: Eukaryota; Dinophyceae; Suessiales; Symbiodiniaceae
Source: the annotation of a GenBank genome assembly